This is a messenger RNA of Physeter macrocephalus (sperm whale), 1202 nucleotides long. Its product is annotated as ubiquitin-conjugating enzyme E2 G1-like. Lineage: Eukaryota; Metazoa; Chordata; Mammalia; Artiodactyla; Physeteridae. Gene Ontology annotation, molecular function: ubiquitin conjugating enzyme activity. Gene Ontology annotation, biological process: ubiquitin-dependent protein catabolic process; protein polyubiquitination. The transcript has a single exon. The record is from RefSeq and is a predicted model, not a curated record.
CUUGCCUUUUGGGAGGUCUGAGGUCUUCUGCCAGCGUUCGGUGGGUGUUCUAUAGGAGAAGUUCCACGUGUAGCUGUAUUUCUGAUGUAUCUGUGAGGAGAAAAAAUGCUGCCCUGUGCGCACCGCGGCGGCACGGGCACCCUCCCCUUCCGGGCAUGAGGCGCUGUGAGGAAAGCAGAAGCGAGCGGACUCCACGGGCAGCGAGGCGCUGCCCCAGCCCAGCCUCCAUCGCCGUCGGCGCUCCCGUCGUGUGGGCCUGGGUUCCUCAGCACACGCAGCUCCAGCAGCCCCAGAGCCUGUCCCCAGUCCUUCAGAAGCCCCGGCGCCAGCCCGGGCCCUUGGCGGGGAGGAUGACGGAGCUGCAGUCUGCAGUGCUACUGCAAAGACACAUGGCAGAACUCAACAAAAAUCCAGUGGAAGGCUUUUCAGCAGGUUGAAUACAUGACGAUGAUCUCUAUCGAUGGAAAGUCAUUAUUGGUCCUCCAGAUACACUUUAUGAAGGCGGUGUUUUUCAGGCUCAUCUCACUUUCCCAAAAGAUUAUCCCCUUACGCCUCCUAAAAUGAAAUUCAUUACAAAAAUCUGGCACCCAAAUGUUGAUAAAAAUGGUGAUGCAUGCAUUUCUAUUCUUCACGAGCCAGGGGAAGAUAAAUAUGCCUAUGAAAAGCCAGAGGAACACUGGCUGCCUAUUCACACCGUGGAAACCGUCAUGAUUAGUGUCAUUUCUAUGCUGCCAGAUCCUAAUGGAGACUCACCUGCUAAUGUUGAUGGGGCAAAAGAAUGGAGGGAAGACAGAAAUGGAGAAUUCAAAAGGAAGGUUGCCCGCUGUGUAAGAAAAAGCAAGAGGCUGCUUUUGAGUGACAUUUAUUCAACAGCUGUAACAUCACUCACGUCAGGGUCUCCGAUUGAGAAACAUGGCACUGUAUUUCCUGCAGUCUACCCACCUAUUGCUGGACUUCUGUUGUAACAAUUUGGCAAACACUGGCUGGAACUGGGCUGCAAUAAAACAUGUCAGUAUCAAUGCUGAUAAGAGCCCAACAAGUGCCAACUUACAGAUGAUUACGCAUUUUGAGUUCUAAAGAACUGUUUUAACCUUCAGGAAGAAUUGUAAAGACCUGUACAUAGCACAACAUGAUCCGGAAAAUGUAUAUACUGUUCAUGUACAUCCACAAACACACCUUGUACCCAAUAAUGCUUUCUUGUA